This is a messenger RNA of Camelus dromedarius (Arabian camel), 2435 nucleotides long. RefSeq names its product ORMDL sphingolipid biosynthesis regulator 1 (gene ORMDL1). The coding region runs from base 163 to 624 and encodes 153 amino acids. Gene Ontology annotation, biological process: ceramide metabolic process; sphingolipid biosynthetic process; intracellular sphingolipid homeostasis. NCBI's taxonomy places the organism in Eukaryota, Metazoa, Chordata, Mammalia, Artiodactyla, Camelidae. The transcript has 4 exons. The record is from RefSeq and is a predicted model, not a curated record. Gene Ontology annotation, cellular component: endoplasmic reticulum membrane.
GCCAAUCCCCUGGCAGCGCGUUCGGCCCUGAAAGCUUCCGCAAGCAGCGCUGCGCCGCGCCGUGCUAGAGCUGACCACUGGCAUUCGGCCUGAGGAGACGCCGCCGCCGCGGAGCAGGUCCUACUCCGAGCUGGCCGCCGGGAGUUGGGCGGCGGAGCAAACAUGAAUGUUGGAGUUGCUCACAGUGAAGUGAAUCCAAAUACCCGUGUAAUGAACAGCCGGGGUAUGUGGCUGACAUAUGCAUUGGGAGUUGGCUUGCUUCAUAUCGUCUUACUCAGUAUUCCCUUCUUCAGUGUUCCUGUUGCUUGGACCUUAACAAAUGUUAUACAUAAUCUGGGGAUGUAUGUAUUUUUGCAUGCAGUAAAAGGAACACCUUUUGAAACUCCUGACCAGGGUAAAGCAAGGCUCCUAACUCAUUGGGAACAACUGGACUAUGGAGUACAGUUUACAUCUUCACGGAAGUUUUUCACAAUUUCUCCAAUAAUUCUGUAUUUUCUGGCAAGUUUCUAUACAAAGUAUGAUCCAACUCACUUCAUCCUAAACACAGCUUCUCUCCUGAGUGUGCUAAUUCCCAAAAUGCCACAGCUACAUGGUGUUCGGAUCUUUGGAAUUAAUAAGUAUUGAAAUGUUUUGAAACUGAACAAGAAUUUUUACAUGUACUGAGUUUUCUGUAAGGAAGGAGUGGUUAGUAAGCUGCACUGUUUCUGUGAUAGCGUAAAAUGAAGGGUAUUUACAUUGGAGGACCAACUGCUGGUUCUUCGUAUGCAAUUCUGAAGUGCAGAUUUUUACUAGAAGAUGCCUCUGUUUAAUGCAUCUGGUAUCUUUCUAAAGGGAGGUUUUAUAGGCAGGCUGGGCAGGCCCAGCUUACAAGUUAAAUGGCUAUAGAGUGAAGGUGUAGUAGAAAAAUCCAAGGAAAUAAGAGAUUUAUAAGAAACUAAGUCCAGCUUAGCUUACAGUGAAUGGGCAUUAUGUUAGGAGAAGAAAAUUUCCAAUCAUUCAGUUACGGUCAGUUUAAGCAGACUUACAUGUAAACUGGAAUCAUCUCUUUAAAGUUUAUUAUAGAUUGUUUUUAUUAUCAUACAUAUUCUUUUGUAUUAUAUAAGAGGAUAUAUACACUCUUGUUUUAUACAAACCAAUUCCUACCUUAUAAGUGUACUUUUUUGGUUUGUGAGCUCAACAUUGUUGAUGAGUUCAUUUUUACAUUUAUUAAGUUACUGUGUUCAUGAAGGUCCACCUUCAUGACUGAUGAUAGAAGGUAGUCAGGCAUCUUAGAAGCAGCCUUUCAGUAAGCCUUCUAAUUUUGGAACAAAGUGGGUUUUGCUACCUUUCAAGGCCCAAAGCUGCUAAACCAAUUAAGAAAAUAAUUUAUUUCUCAUAGUUAAAAUAUAUGGUCAUUUAAGGGUCUCUACUUAUUUGGUUGAGCAAUCCAAUUGUUGAAGUCUGCCAUUCUUCAGAAAAGGAAAUAUAAAAUGGACAACUCCAUAGCCAACCUGUGGUCUGGCAGAAACUGCUUCUCUAGUAAUAACAUCAAAGUAAAUAAUGAGUCUUUUUCAGCAGAUCUACAGUAAAAGAUAACAUCAUCUUUCUUGGUCCUCCUGCUCUCAGUCCCCAUAUUUUGCCCAUUAAUAUUUUUCCUGUCAGUAUAUGAGUCUUAAUGUAGAUAACCCAAAACAGUAACUCUUUCCAAAGCAGCACCUAUAUUGAAUUGUGACUUAGAGAAGCCUCCUAUAGUUGCUGACGUUAAUUGCAAGAAGUAAUUAUAUACUACUUUGAGAAGUAAACAUGUCAAAAAAAAAAGUUCUGAUAAGGGAUGAAACUGAAAAACUCCAGUAACAUUUGUAAGCAAAAUUGAGUGAAAAAAAAUUGUAAAACCAAUUUAAAAAAUUAGUUUGUUUCAAGCUGACUUUUCAAGGUAAUGAUCAUUGUUUUGUAUUUCAAAAGUACUGAGUUUAGAAAUCAGUUGUAUGAUAAUGCCUUUGUAUGUUUGUCUUUUCUCAUGUAUUUUUAAAUAACCAGUAAUCUAUGCUUUAAUAAAAUUUUUCUUUGGUGUAAGAUUAUUGCAGAAGCUGUCCAAAUUCAGUCAUUAAAGUUACUCUUAAAUUUCUCAAGUUUUUUUUUUAAGCAACUGAAUUUAUAAAAUUAAGAUGGCUAAAAAAUCCUUUGUUUUUCUUCAUUUUAAAGUUUGUCUCAAAAGGCUUAACAUUUUUGGUACAAACUUCAGAGAUAGAAAUCUGCCUCUAAUACAGGCCUUCAUCUGUUUUUGCCCUUCAAUGUUUUAAAAAUAUUUAUUUAAUAGAUAUUUGAGGGCCCACUCUGUUGUAGGAAUUGUUUUAGGUAUUGUGGAUAUAGUUUGUAAGCAAGACAAAGUCCUUUGCCUUAUGUGUGUACAUUCAAGUUGAAUAACAGAUAAUAAAUGAGUAAAUAAGUGCGUAUUA